Prorocentrum cordatum is the source of this 1016-nucleotide messenger RNA. NCBI's taxonomy places the organism in Eukaryota, Dinophyceae, Prorocentrales, Prorocentraceae. The record is from the annotation of a GenBank genome assembly.
AUGUGGAUGUGCGGGCAGUGCGCCAAGAAGACCGGCACCGCCUAUGCGAACUUCGCGUACCGCGCGGAGUGCCGCAUGUGCGGCAGCCGUGCGCCCAAAGGAGUUUUGGAGAAGUUGUCGCAGCCUGUGGAGCACAAGUACGGGGCGGACCGGACCGCUUGGCCGCAGGACCAGCCGCAGCUCCUGGAGUGCGCGGCAAUCGUCGACCAGGCGGAGGCGGCCAAGAGCACGGACGGGAACUUGGGCGUGCGCCAGAUCCUCAUGCGCCUCUCCGACACUGAGCGGAAGCUCGAGCGUGCGCAGGGCCGCAUCGACGCCAUCAAGCUCGAGGCGGCCGAGGUGCAGAAACGCCUGGAGGAGGAGGAGGCCAUCCUCAAGGGUCACCGCGACAAGAAGAAGGAGCUGGAGGAGGCUCGGGACCGGGCGCAGCUGCGCGAGGCGAGCGCGCGGCUCCAGGCAAUCCCAGCAGGGGAGGCCCGUGGGCGCGCGAUCCGAGGCGGGAUCGCGAAGACCGUCACUGCCGGCGGGCUCAACGAGCACACGGAGCCCGGUCUCAAGGCCGAGGUGGAGGCGGCCGCCGAGGUGCUGGCUGGGCUCAUGGAGCGGGUGGCGGCCCAGCCCCCGCCUCAGCCGUCCCCGGCACCGGCCGCGGCCGAAGCGCAUGCAGGCGCUGGCGCGCCUGCUGCUGCCGCUGGCGCUGCUGAUGAGCCCAUGGCACCUGCCGAGGAGCCCGUCGGGCCCGACCCCAACGACGACGAGCAGGAGUUCUGGGACAGCAUCGGCCUGGGUGCUGCGGCCGCCGCUGCGGGCCCAGAAGGGCGCGCUGACCUGCUGGCCCGGCGCAAGCGGGCCUGGGAGGCGGAGGACCUGGAGCUGUGGACAGCGAACACAACAGCGUGGAGCUCAGUCGUGCGGUUGCUCGACUGGUGGGUCGUGGACGGUGGAGGCCGGCCGCCCGACGUCGUGUGCUUCCAGGAACACCGGCUGAAGCUCGAGGGCAAGUGUGCCUCGGCGAG